This is a messenger RNA of Myotis davidii, 3117 nucleotides long. It is a transcript of the gene BRME1, whose product is annotated as chromosome unknown open reading frame, human C19orf57. The record is from RefSeq and is a predicted model, not a curated record. NCBI's taxonomy places the organism in Eukaryota, Metazoa, Chordata, Mammalia, Chiroptera, Vespertilionidae. Gene Ontology annotation, biological process: double-strand break repair involved in meiotic recombination. The transcript is spliced from 8 exons.
CCGCGCAUGCGCGGGACUGGGCCUCGCCGUGCGCGGGAAAGAAGUAGAGCGCGCUCAGGCGUGUGGGGUGGCCGUGGCCGCAGGCUUCGCUUCGUCCCGCGCGGCGGUCUGGGUCUGGGCGUUCCUCACAUUUCGGUGGCCGCGGUAGGGUUAGUGUGGGUCUAGUUGCCAGAAGCCAUUCCACAAGCUCGGGCCUCAGGCCUCCUGGCCCUUCAGUUCCAGACCCUCCCGGAGGGCCUCUGAGAGGGACCAGAUUAUCUUUCAUUUUCUCCAGAAUAUUUCACGCAUAUAACAUAACCUAGGUGUCCCCCACCCGCUCCAGGCAGACCUUCCCAGUGCCUGAAAAGGACAGAGGUUUCUCAACAACUUCUCUGGCCCAGGUUUCUCAGGGAGGGAUAACAUGAGUAAGCGGAAGAAGCUGCGGACCUCAGGAGAAGGAAUUUGUCCACCAAAACCCACAAAGCACCCAAGGCUCGGAGACCCUGACGGGGAUCCUCAGAGUUUCCAGUUUGGCCCUUUGGGUCACCCUGAAGAGUCAAACGGCAGUUCAGGACCUGUUCCCUCUACAGAGCGGAGUGGGGAGGAAUCAGGACAGGAGGCCUCCAGCUCUCCGGACAAGGAAGCUGGAGCUCCUUCCAGGAGCCUCUCGCAACCAGAAAAGGAGAAACUGCCCGGUUUUGGCAUUUGUUUGUUUUCUUAGACCUCAUUCCUCCCUUAUAUUUAUUGCUGCUUUGUUCUUGUUGUAUCUGGUUCACAGAACUCAGACAGGAGGUUUGUCCCGCAGUUUGCAAAACCCAGGAAGGCAGUGACAAGACUAGCUGCUACGAGGGAAGAGGACCUCGGGAGUGGGGCCUUUAGCUCGGAGACACCACCAGAGCCCAGUGCCCAGCAGGCAGGAAGCCAGUCAUGGCAGGAGUCCCCAGAGCUCACUAUCUUGGAGGCCUGGGAGCCAGGAGACCAGACGCAAACAGAUGGCACCCACUCCGAGCAGAGUGUCCAAAGCGCUGUAACACCUGUGUCCAGCGGGGGGGAUUCUCAGCCUGAGGUCUCCAAUGACAUUUCUUCAGAAUGGGGGAUGGUGCCCUUGGUUUCAGAGAGUGCCAGCCAGGACUGUCUAUUGGAACAAGGGACCAAUUUGCCAGAUGCUGGAAGCACAGAGGGGGGUUGGAUUCCAGGUGAUCUCAGCCAGAAAGGGCAUCUGCCAAGCAGUGGUGCUGAGGAGAAGGAGCCAGACCAAGGAGUCCCACAGGAGGAAGGUGGCCAAGGGGGAACAGGGACUGACCAGGAGAAAGGAGACAGCGUCCUAGGCCCGGUCGCUCGGGGCUCAGAGCCUGGAUCUGCAGCCCAGGCCUCACCUGACCCCCUGCAGAUACUCAGCAGGGUUGGCAAGGAAGCAGGAGGGAGCUGUAGCAGCCCCAGACACUCCUCCCUUAGGAUCAGUGUCAUCACAGAUGUGGUCACAGACCCCACCAAGUCAGAACAGAGGGCUCUGGAGUUGACGGGGCCAGACGAGAAGGCUAACACCCAGGCACCUGCCUCUCCCAGCGGGAAGGCCCCUGAUGGAGGCCAUAGCAGGGCCCUGCUCACAGGCCCGCCUCUCGCUGGGGAGACCACAGAAAGCAGAGGAGAGGAAGGGUGGGAGGCCGACCCCCCUGGUGAUGUCUCCAGGGGCCCUGCAGCCUCCCUGGUUCUGGCUCAUGAGACCCAUGAGACCUCAGUAGGUGCUGGAUGUUCCAGUCCUGUAGCCUCGGAAAUUGACCCAGUUGUUGGUCAGACACAGGUACCAGACCUGGAUCAAGAAGGGCUGGGAGGUGUGUGUGCGCAGUCUUUGUUGUCACAGCCCUCAGGUGAAAAGGCAGCCGACUUAGGUAGCCAGAGCCAUGAACAAGACUUUGGGGGGUUCAGUCCGUCCCUUGGAGCCUCUGUUCCACCAUUGCACAGAGAAACAGUGGUUGGUCCUCCCCCGGAUGCCAGGGCCCACCAGGGCAGCGCAGAUGCCCCUGCAGGCCCAGCAGGCCAGCCCAAGCAUCCUGACCCUGCAGACCAGGCCACCUUGGAACUCGACUUCCUGCCAGACAGCCAGCUACAGGAUGCCCUGGAAGCCCUCAACUUUGAAGCCCCACCUGAGCAGUUUCCUGCAGGGAGCGGGGUGGGCCCUUGCUGGCCUGGCGCCAGCCUGAGUACUGAAGGAGGCCCCCUCAUGGAGUCUCAGCCAAGGACCCACAAGGGGAUCCAGCCCCGUGAAGCCACCAGGAUGGAGGACGCAACCAAUACCAUGCGCGGCCUCAUUAUUGAACUCUCCAACCUGAACCGGCUGAUCAUGAAUGCCCACCGGGACCUGGAAGCAUUCAAGCGCCUCAACUACCGGAAGGCAAAGCCUGCAGGGAAAGCCCCCAUGGCCUACACAUCAAAGGGGGCUGGGGCUCUCCCUCGAGGGGAGCAACCCUGGCGGGAUUUGUAGAUGCCUCCGCAUGGGGAAGCUGGGGGACUGUGUGCAGGGCUUACCCCUCCCAUGGAUUAUGUUUUGUUCAAACCCUGGCCCCAGAAGUGCCUGAUGUUCCUGCCACAGAGCUGCCAACAGUCCCCCUGCAGACCCCGGAAAGCUUCAGCCCCUGAUGUUGCUCCUGGUAUUUUGUCACCCCUGGUACUUGGUUAUCCCCAAGAUGCUCCAGCGGGUACUAGUGGGCCCCAGAAACUGCCCUUUAGCCGACCUGGAAGUCAGCCUCCCUGGGAAACCAUGGAGGCCACACUGGAGUCCACAGCAGCCCUCUGGAGUCUGUAUGGGGAGGGAACCUGCUCCCUGAGUGGCUGAGGCUGCAGGGGGAAGUGGAGGCGGGCUGGAGCCCCAGGAGCAGGGCCCAGAGCCACCCAGAUGUUUAUCUGGGUUUGCAAAUUUUGGCUCCUUAGCUGAGGUUAUGGCAGGUUCAGAAUUUGUUUCGUUCCUGGAGGAAAAAGGGCCCCCUUUGUUGGUUGUGCGUUUGCCUCUCUCUGGAUUUCCAUUUUAUUUAUUUUGGGAAGAGCACUAAUAAAUGAUUCCCUAGCAAGGCCCCGAGCCUGUUGUUUGAAGGUUGAAGCCUUUGGGUUCCUGGAUAUUCGGCCCACAAACCUAACUGCCUC